CCAUAUUUUUCUUAUUAAAUUUUGAAUUAUCAUACAUAUAUUAUAUGUAUAAACAUAUAACAACAAGUAUUAUAUGUAUUGUUACCAUAUUUAUUUUUAUUUUUCCUUUUCAAAAAAAAAAAAAAAAAAAACUAGUUUUAUUUUUCUGGGAAUUAUCCAUAGGAAAACCCCUUUCAGUUGGAAAUAAAUGGGCUUUUUUGGGCCUUGUGUACGGUUCAAGCCCCAGCCCAUAAUCUCAUAGCGGCAAAAAUCACAAUCUCCCGCCAUAGCUAAAAAGCUUUUCCCAUGAUUCUCAACAGUAUCAGGAAAAAAACAAAGGCUGAAAAUGGGGAAGGAGAAACAGUACUGGCUUUUGAAGACGGAGCCUGGAGAGUGGUCAUGGGAUCACCAAGCAUCGAACGGUGGCCUAACCAAGUGGGACGGUGUCAAAAACAAGCAGGCUCAGAAGCACCUCAAGUCCAUGAAACAAGGCGACCUUUGCUUCUUCUACCACUCCGGAGCCAAAGCCCGCCGAGUCGUCGGCGUCGUCAAGGUCAGCCGUGAGUGGUACUCGGAGAAGGAAGAAGAAGACGACGUCGUUGUGGACGUGGAGGCCGUUGGGGAGAUGAGGAGGCUGGUUGACUUGAGUGAGAUGAAAAGAGACCCUGGUCUUGCUGGCUUUACUCUGUUUAGACAGCCCAGAUUGUCGGUUGUGCCAGUUUCCAUGGAUGUGUGGGAGAAGGUCUGUGAAUUGGGUGGUGGGUUUGAAGGAGAUGGUAAAGAUAUCGAUAAUGGCGGUAGUGGUGAUGAUAAUGAAGAAGAGCAGUGUUGAGAAUUUUGGAUGCAUAGAAGGUGUUUGUAAUUUUGUCUAGCUCAAGAAGCAAGUGUAAAUUUUUGGGUUAAUGUUUGUUAAUCCUUGGUUUAUUUUAGUUUGCUUAUGUUUUGUUUUAUUUUUGGAGUAUUGGCUUAUCCAAAAAUAUGAGAAAAUAUAUAGAGAAAUCAGUGAAAAAACAUUGUAAAUUUUGUGAUUCAAAAUUUCAAAUAUUACCAUUGUUUUGGACCCUUA
Cannabis sativa is the source of this 1045-nucleotide messenger RNA. RefSeq lists its product as uncharacterized. The record is from RefSeq and is a predicted model, not a curated record. The transcript has a single exon. NCBI's taxonomy places the organism in Eukaryota, Viridiplantae, Streptophyta, Magnoliopsida, Rosales, Cannabaceae. Gene Ontology annotation, cellular component: nucleus. The coding region runs from base 326 to 811 and encodes 161 amino acids.